GCCGCGCCGCCGCGAUGACCACGCUGGCCGGAGCCGUGCCCAGGAUGAUGCGGCCCGGAGCCGGGCAGAGUUACCCGCGCGGCGGCUUCCCGCUGGAAGUCUCUACCCCUCUCGGCCAGGGCAGAGUCAAUCAGCUCGGAGGAGUGUUCAUCAACGGGCGGCCGCUGCCCAACCAUAUCCGCCACAAGAUCGUGGAGAUGGCGCACCACGGCAUCCGGCCCUGUGUCAUCUCCCGGCAGCUGCGCGUGUCCCACGGCUGCGUCUCCAAGAUCCUCUGCCGCUACCAGGAGACGGGCUCCAUCCGCCCGGGGGCCAUCGGCGGCAGCAAACCCAAGGUGACGACGCCGGACGUGGAGAAGAAAAUCGAGGAGUACAAGCGGGAGAACGCGGGGAUGUUCAGCUGGGAGAUCCGCGACAGGCUGCUCAAAGACGGCGUCUGCGACCGCAACACCGUACCCUCAGAACGAACUGCCGUUGUCCCGAACUGCGCCGAGUUUCGCUGCCCAUUCGAUGUGCCGCAGGUUUCAUACCGAGCGCUCGCUAAUCCAAUUAAAAGUGCACCUGGCCUGGAAGAGCUCUGUAAUUAG
Meleagris gallopavo (turkey) is the source of this 587-nucleotide messenger RNA. The record is from RefSeq and is a predicted model, not a curated record. NCBI's taxonomy places the organism in Eukaryota, Metazoa, Chordata, Aves, Galliformes, Phasianidae.